Molecule: messenger RNA, 3370 nt
Organism: Manis pentadactyla (Chinese pangolin)
Lineage: Eukaryota; Metazoa; Chordata; Mammalia; Pholidota; Manidae
Product: repetin
Exons: 3
Coding region: 98-2569 (823 amino acids)
Cellular component (GO): cornified envelope
Molecular function (GO): calcium ion binding; transition metal ion binding
Source: RefSeq, a predicted model, not a curated record
CUUAUAAGUAGGAUGGGUUUUCAGGUCUCCAGUAUCCUCUCCGGCUUCUGAUUUUCUGCUCCUUCUUCCUUAAGCAGGUUCACCUAUCUUGGCCAAAAUGGCUCAACUCCUGAACAGCAUAUUCACUGUGAUUGAGGUGUUUGAGAAAUAUGCUAAACAGGAUGGGGACUGUACCUCACUAUGUAAGAAGGAGUUGAAGCAGCUGCUUUUGGCUGAGUUUGGAGAUAUCCUCCGGAGACCAAAUGAUCCAGAGACAGUGGAAAUCAUUAUCAGCCUCUUGGAUAGAGACAGAAAUGGGCAUGCUGAUUUUCAUGAAUAUCUCUUGUUGGUGUUCCAAUUGGCCCAAGCCUGCUAUCAUAAGAUGGAUAAUGAGACAUGUGGAGACAGAACCUCCCAGCAAGAAAGGGAACAGGAGGAAAUACUAGACCAUAGGUUUCCAGGAAAUACAGGCAGACAACACAGGCAGAGGCAGGACUCCCCCUGUAGUCAGUCUGAGAGGCAACACCAGGAUGUCCACCAGGAUCAGUCUGAGAGACAAGAUAGGGGCUCCAGUUCUGGUCAAAGACUGAGUCAUAAAUGUAGCAGUGGCCAUCCUAAAAGACAAGGACAUACCUUUGCCUUAAAUCACUGUGAGAAACAAGUUCAGGAUUCUCAUUAUAGCCAGUCUGCAAGGUUUGGACAACAAGAAAGUGGUAGCCAGUUAGGAAGACAUGGAGAAAAGUCUUGCUCUACCCAGAUAAACCAACAGGAAUCAGGCUCUUAUUUUGGACAGUCUGGGAGGCUGGGCCUGGAAUCGAGUCAGAGAGAUAGGCAAGAAUUGGAUUCCCAAUAUGGCCAGACAGAGAGACAAGGCCAGAGCUCCCACUAUGGUCAGACAGACAGGCGAGGUCAGAGUAAUCAUUUUGGUCAGACAGACAGACGACGCCAAUGUUCCCACUAUGACCAGACAGACAGACAGGGCCAGAGUUCCCACUAUGAUCAGACAGACAGACAGGGCCAGAAUUCCCACUCUGGUGAGACAGACAGACAAGGCCAGAGUUCCCACUCUGGUGAGACAGACAGACAAGGCCAGAGUUCCCACUCUGCUGAGACAGACAGACAAGGCCAGAAUUCCCACUCUGGUGAGACAGACAGACAAGGUCAGAGUUCCCACUAUGGUCAGACAGACAGACAGAGCCAGAGUUCCCACUAUGAUCAGACAGACAGACAAGGUCAGAGUUCCCACUAUGAUCAGACAGACAGACAAGGUCAGAGUUCCCACUAUGAUCAGACAGACAAACGAGGCCAGAGUUCCCACUAUGGUCAGACAGACAGACAAGGCCAGAAUUCCCACUCUGGUGAGACAGACAGACAAGGCCAGAGUUCCCACUCUGGUGAGACAGACAGACAAGGUCAGAGUUCCCACUAUGGUCAGACAGACAGACAGAGCCAGAGUUCCCACUAUGAUCAGACAGACAGACAAGGCCAGAGUUCCCACUAUGGUCAGACAGACAGACAAGGCCAGAGUUCCCACUAUGAUCAGACAGACAAACGAGGCCAGAGUUCCCACUAUGGUCAGACAGACAGACAGGGUCAGAAUUCCCACUAUGGUCAGACAGACAGACAGGGCCAGAGUUCCCACUAUGGUCAGACAGACAGACAGGCUCAGAGUUCCCACUAUGAUCAGACAGACAGACAAGGCCAGAGUAAUCAUUUUGGUCAGACAGACAGACAUGGCCAGAGUAAUCAUUUUGGUCAGACAGACAGACAAGGCCUGAACUCUCAGUCAGAGACUGGGGAAACUAGGCAAAGUAGGUACUUCCAAGGGAGUGAGGAAACAUGCAGAGAUUCAUAUAUUCAGCAAGCAAGAAUUUCAAGGAGACCAAGACAAGAGACUCAAGGACAGGAAUGGAACCGAAAUCAGAGACAGAGACUCCACUCUAGAGAAGGGCAGCAGAGUAGCACCCAGGUGUGGGAAUCUGAUGAAGAUGACCAAUCUCAGCAACAUAAACUUGUGGCACAGAUCCAGCAUGAAAGGUCUGUAUGUCACAAAGGGAGUGACUGGCAGCUGAGCAGUAGUGUGCAGGGUAACAGACAGGCCCAAACGGGGCAGAACUGUGAUGAGGGCUGCAGCCACCACGCAGAGGAAGAACAGGGCCACCACCAAAACAGGGGCACUCACAGCCACGAGGGUCAGGAAGCUUCAUGUGAGACAUGGGGCAAGGAAACCCAUGAGGAGGAGCAGAGACGUCAGCCAAGGGGCAGACAAGCCAAUGCGGAAGAUCAAAGCUCUCAGCAACAACGGGAUAAGCCAACCCAUGAGGAGAAAGAAAGGUAUCCAGGGCACCAGGACCAACGAUCCCACAGGGCCCAGCAAGGCUGUGUUAACAGAGAAAAAUCCCACCUAAAUGAACAUGGCCAGAGCCGGGGCUCCCAGGGGAGACACAGCGCGCCGGCCUUCAACCCAGCCCAGAUUGACAGGAGGCCCCAAAGAAGAGAACAAGGUGAAAGUCACCCUGGCAGUGCAGCCAUUGCUCUCACCCCCCUCUAUGACUAUGUACAAGAGCAGAGAACCAACCAUUGGCACUAGGCCAUGCACACACCAGUGCAGAAGAAAUACAAAGCUGAACAAGAAAUCUGUGUGUCAAGUUUGUCCUUAUUUCUGUUCAAGAGGGGAAAACACAUGGCUUCCUUCCCUCCUUGACUCUUAUCUAUGUGCAGGGAUGCUUUUGAGGACUUGUAUUCACUUUUUAGGCCAUUUCAGUUCUUUGAGCCGCAGUUCUAGGGUGUUUUGUUUAGGUGAAAUUUGAGUAGUAAAUUGGGUGACAUAAUCAGAUCCCAAUUUUUAUUAAUUUGGGGAUUUAAAUCAUUUCCUGGUUUGUCUUUCAUGUAGAUGAGACAUGAUUGGAUCAUUGAAAGUAGAAGUUUUGCCCCAAAGUUCAGAAACAGGUAAGGAGUUAUGAAGAUAUACAUUACAGCUUGAAGAGAAGCGACCCUGGGCUUUGGUGAGCUUUGGCACCUGUGGAUGAAACAUCAAGAAUUCCAAGCCUCAUAGUCCACACUCAAAUAAAACAUAGUGAGAGGCUACUAGGAGAGCCAGAGACUGCAGAGGGCAUCUCUGAUAUCCACAACAGCUUCUGCUCCCAGUCUCCUACCCCUCACCAGAGGGACUGUCCAGUGAGCUCCUUUCACUAGAGCUGAUCAGAUAGCUAAUUCCAGCUCCAUACCUUUCUGGUUUCUGAUCACAUAAAAUAUGGAGAAAGCAUGACAUCUAUUUUCAGAUUAUAAUGAGCCACAGCUAUUGAUCUAUAGCUCCUGGAGCCUGAAAACCUCUCAAAGAAAAUGUAUGGAAUUGUAUUAAAAUACCCAAUAAAUGAUUGGUGAGCAAGGA